AUCACACACACAUCACCAGUGCCUUUGUGUGUUUGUUUUAUUGAUUAUAAUCAAAAAUUUUGUCCCAAACACAUUAUGUGAUCAUAGUGAGCGCAUUGUGGAUAAAGAUCCAGAUCUGUUCAAUACGACAAUCGCAAGAAACUUGGAUACCCCUGCAGAAUUUGACAAUUAUGACAAAGCGUGGAAUUGAUGAUUUAUCAUUCAACAGUGGUAAUGUAACUGUUGUACAAUCAUCGAUGUCAUCAACAACUACAGAAACAAUGAAUUCGACACCAGCGAAUUCAUCGGCCAUUCCGGUAAAAGUGGAAGACCGUGAUUCCAAAUCUAUCGAAAAAAGCCUUGAUUACUUAAAUGGUAAUGGUAGUAAUGGUUCGACAAUUCAUUUGGAAUCAUCAUCUGGAGCAAUGCAUCAAAAUCAUCAUAGUAAUAAUAAGAAAUUUAAAUCUUCCUUGGAAUCAUCAGCUGGUAUUUUGCCAGCAUCGGGCAAAUCUCGUGUUGUUCAUAUUCGUAACAUACCAGCUGAAACUUCCGCACAGGAAUUGAUAAUUCUGGCAUCACCGUUUGGUAAGGUUACCAAUUAUCUCUUCGUACGAAGUAAAUGUCAGGCGUUCGUUGAGUUUGAGUCUCAUUUUUCGGCUAUGCAAAUGGCUGCUUAUUGGAUUCAGACCACAAUUGGCGGUAUACCUACUCAUGUUCAACCUACCAUCAAAGGUCGACACGUACAUGUUCAAGUAUCAAACCAUAAAGAAUUACGGACACAUGAGCAAAACAAUGGUGCUAAUAAUGGAUUGCCUUCCUCAUUCUCUAAUGGAAUGGCUGAUAGCUAUGCAGGAUUGAUGGCUGAGGCCAUUGAUCAACAGCAAGCCGACGUUAGUCUUACACCUUCGCCUGUAAUCCGGGUGAUCAUCGAGAAUCAAAUCUAUCCGAUCACAUUAGAUGGUCUAUAUCAAGCAUUUUCUCGUCUUGGUGGUAAAGUGCUCCGUAUCUUGACGUUUCAGAAAAAUCAACAAUUACAAGCAUUAGUACAAUUUGGCGAUCUAGCCACAGCCAUCCAGGCAAAAACAAGCUAUGAUGGCCAAUCUUGUUAUCCAGGUUCUUCUGUCGGUUUCAACGUGAUGCGCAUCGAAUAUUCCAUUCUACAGAAUCUGAUUGUCAAAUGUAAUAAUGACAGAUCUCGUGAUUAUACAACGAGUACUACGAAUGGUAAUGGUAUUUCUUUAAUAAAUGGACAAUGUGCUACCACAGCGAUCAAUGGCUCAACAGGUCAAUCGGUCUCGACAUCAAACAGCAAUUCCGCCGUCACGAAUCAUCUCACAGAUCCUACCGAAAUGGCCGCAAGUCUAUUUAAUCUGACUGCUGGUGCUGCUGCUUUAUCAGCCAACAAUUUCAGUUCACUAACUCCUUUGGGUGGAGGGGGGCUUACGACCAAUGGACAUCACCGUCAUCAUGCCACCAAUUCAGCGGCCAGUAUUAUUUUGAAUCAGCAACAGAAUGCCUAUCUGGCCGGUCAUCCUUACACAUCAUUGCAACAAGCCAUAUUGGCUAAUUGUGGUGCACCAUCAUUGGCCGCCAUUAAUCCAACAUCAACAGCUAAUGCGGCUGCAGCAGCGGCCAUGUUUGCCGCUGGUUUACCUGCUGCUGCUGCUAAUUUGGUAUUCACUUCCGUAAUUCACGUUUCCGGCUUGAAUCCAGAGCACGUCACUCCCGAUGCUUUAUUUACUUUGUUCGGUGUUUAUGGUGACGUGAUACGAGUCAAAAUCCUUUUCAACAAAAAAGAUACAGCAUUGAUACAGAUGGCCGAACCAAAUCAGGCACAGAAUGCCAUUUCUUAUCUGGAUCGAACUCGUUUGUUUGGUAAGACCAUCCAUGUGAUGAGCUCCAAACAUCAAAUGGUGCAGAUGCCCAAGGAAGGACAUCAGGACUCUGGAUUGACCAAAGAUUACGCGAAUUCACCUUUACAUCGUUUCAAGCGCCCCGGAUCGAAGAAUUACAAUAAUAUCUACCCACCUUCAGAGACAUUGCACGUUUCUAAUAUCCCACCCACAUGUUCGGAGGAUGAUCUUCGUAGAUCAUUUCAACAGGAAACGGGCAAGCAAAUACAAAAAUUUAAAUUCUUUCCCAACGACCAUCGAAUGGCAUUGAUACAAUUCGACAGUAUUGAAGACGCCGUCCUCUCAUUGAUUAAAAUGCACAACUUCAAAGUCGCCGAACAUUCACAUCUUCGAGUUUCAUUUUCGAAAUCACCUGUUUGAGCAUAAACGAGCAGGAUUUCGCUUUCAUUAUUGAAUUCGACUUGCUCAACUUUAUUUAAUGAUCAUGUUUAAAAGUAUUCCAAUUUCAACUUCUUUAAACCCAUCAAAUUAUGUUCCAAUUCAAACGAAAUAUGUUGCCUUGUUCUUGGUCCAUCCAUGAAUCGAUUCUUCAAUUGUGAAUUCACUAUGAAUCAUUCCAACACAUCAAAUUCACAUAAAACACAAUCGUUGAGCUUGCAAUUUGGUGCCUUAGCACAGAUUUCUUUUAUUAUUAUAAUGAACAGACCAAAAAGCCAACCACAACGCAAAUAAUAAAUGCCAGGAGUAUUGUCCAUUGGUUCAUAUUUUUUCAUCAUCAUCUUCACAUUCAUUCAUUCAUUCAUUUAUUUGCCUAUCAUAAGAUUAUUUUUAUUUUUUUAUCAUUGUAUUGGAAAAUCAUCGCUUAUUCAUCAUAUUUUGCCUUGUUUUGACCAAAAAGAUCGAUCAUUAAUUAGCCAAAAAAAACGUGGUCCAACCAAAAUUGCUGAAAUUAGUCUUCCUUUUAUUUUUUUUCGCCGCUUUACCGUUUGAUCGGGCCAAUUCAUCCGUCCAUUUUUUAAAAUUAAAAAAUUAAUCGUUACAUUCCAAUCAAAUGAAUAUAAUAAAAUUAAUAUCUCACACACACACACAUACACACACAAUGACACACACGUUAAUUGUAUAUGAAUAAACGAAUUUUUCUUUAUCAUUAUCA
This is a messenger RNA of Dermatophagoides farinae (American house dust mite), 2985 nucleotides long. RefSeq names its product polypyrimidine tract-binding protein 1 heph (gene heph). Gene Ontology annotation, molecular function: RNA binding. Gene Ontology annotation, cellular component: nucleus. NCBI's taxonomy places the organism in Eukaryota, Metazoa, Arthropoda, Arachnida, Sarcoptiformes, Pyroglyphidae. The record is from RefSeq and is a predicted model, not a curated record. Gene Ontology annotation, biological process: mRNA processing.